AUGGCUAAGUGCGUUUUCAAGCACUUUCACAACUUCGACUUUGUCGAGCAACUUGGCACACUCCAAUGCAGUGCGACCAUUUGCGUCUUUUAUGCUCAGGUCUAUCCCUUCACGAACCAAAAAGCUAACAACUUCAACAUUUCCAAGCUCCGCCGCCUUGCUAUUGAGCGAAGCACCUUCACUGAGAAGGAGCUGCAAAACUUCGAUGAUUUCCGAUUUCCGUUCGAGCGCGUGAAAAAGAAGCUGGCCUUGAUGGACAUGGCCUCCGCGGCCCAGCAAGAGUUUAAUGUUUGA
Molecule: messenger RNA, 294 nt
Organism: Penicillium canariense
Lineage: Eukaryota; Fungi; Ascomycota; Eurotiomycetes; Eurotiales; Aspergillaceae
Exons: 2
Coding region: 1-294 (97 amino acids)
Source: RefSeq, a predicted model, not a curated record